AUGGAAAAUCUUCCUAGUGAACUACUUAUAGAAAUAUUCAAGUAUAUCGAUACCCCAAUUUCGCUUAUCCUUGUUAGUAAAGAAUUUCAUAGGCUGUAUACUAUCGAUGUUCUAAAUUCUUUACUAGCAUUAAAAGCAAAUCUAUCUAGAUAUUUCGUACAAAGACUAUUACUACAAUACGGAAAAUAUGAUGAAGAAUUGAUUAAAUUAAAAUUACAAGACAAUAAUAAUUCUGUAUUUUUGAAAACGAUCGUUUGUCAUUUGUUUGAUUUUGAUACAGAGACUAAGGGAAAAUUUGACGAUUUAGAGAAAAAAGAAGAGAUUUCGUUAUCUUCUUCAUCCAACAGCAACAAUAUUAAAAUUCAAAACACUAAAGACAAUAAUUUCAAUCAUCAAACCACUGGAGAUAAUACUUACAUUCAUGAUAAAGAUACUUCAUCAUCUAUAGAGGAAGAAGUUAACGAUGACUAUUUUAUUAAUUCUAUAAUUAAAAAUUUUGCCGAAAAAAUUCUUUCGACCUAUAAUGAUUAUUGCAAACACCAUGUACCAUUCGAGACCUUCCAUUUACAACUGUUGAGAAAAUCAAAUGAGGCCACUACGUUGAAACCUUUUUUUGAUAUUUUUUUACCAAGAGUAUUCAACAUCGAGCCAAUAACACACCAAUAUGAAGAAGCAAAAAAAGAUGGCGACAACAAGAAUCGCAGUCAUAACAAUAGUCAAUUGAACAAUAUGGAUUCUGACAAAAAAAUAUGGUUUCAUGAAUUAAAAAAAGAAUACAAUCUGAUAUUUAAUGCUUCUAAUGACAUUUACUUUACUGAUUUAUAUAAAGACAAUAUCAUUAUGAUACAUGGUUGUAUAAUAAAGACAAAAGUCAUUUGA
Molecule: messenger RNA, 879 nt
Organism: Entrophospora sp. SA101
Lineage: Eukaryota; Fungi; Glomeromycota; Glomeromycetes; Entrophosporales; Entrophosporaceae
Source: the annotation of a GenBank genome assembly